AUGCUGGCUCAGGCCACCAUUGACUUUCACUUGGCUGAUACAAAUUCUUCAAAAUCGGUUGGCAGUGAUGCACCCUGUGUUGCAAAAGUGGAACCCAGUGACAAUGGCCCUCUUUUUACUGAAUUAAAGUUCUACCAGCGAGCUGCUAAACCAGAGCAAAUUCAGAAAUGGAUUUGUACCCAUAAACUGAAGUACCUUGGUGUUCCUAAGUAUUGGGGAUCUGGACUGCAUGACAAGAAUGGGAAAAGUUACAGGUUUAUGAUAAUGGAUCGCUUUGGGAGUGACCUUCAGAAAAUAUAUGAAGCAAAUGCCAAAAGGUUUUCUCGGAAAGCUGUCUUGCAGCUAAGCUUGAGAAUUCUGGAUAUCCUGGAGUACAUCCACGAGCACGAGUACGUGCACGGGGACAUCAAGGCCUCGAAUCUUCUUCUGAGCUACAAGAACCCUGACCAGGUGUAUUUGGUAGAUUAUGGCCUUGCUUAUCGAUACUGCCCGGAAGGAGUUCAUAGAGAAUAUAAAGAAGAUCCCAAGAGAUGUCACGAUGGCACUAUUGAAUUCACCAGCAUUGACGCACACCGUGGCGUGGCCCCGUCACGACGCGGUGAUUUGGAAAUCCUCGGCUACUGCAUGAUCCAGUGGCUUAGUGGCCAUCUUCCUUGGGAGGACAAUUUGAAGGAUCCAAACUAUGUUAGAGAUUGCAAAAUUAGAUACAGAGACAAUAUUGCAAGUUUGAUGGAAAGAUGUUUUCCUGAGAAAAACAAGCCAGGUGAAAUUGCUAAAUAUAUGGAAGCUGUGAAAUUACUGGACUACACUGAAAAGCCUCUUUAUCAGAAGUUCCGUGAUAUUCUUUUGCAAGGACUGAAAGCUCUAGGAAGUAAGGACGACAGCAAGCUGGACCUCGGUGUUAUCGAGAACGGAAAUUUGAAAGCAAAAGCAGUAGCAAAGAAGAGAAAGACAGACAUGGAGGAAAGCCUGGCAUCCAGUGUGGAGGAGAUGGAGCACUCCGAUUCCCAGGUGGAGGAGGUCCCACAGACACGUUCAAGAACCCGAAAAAGAAUCCAGAAGUAAAUCACAUGGCUCAGAACAACUUUUCUCCAUUUUCAUUUGACUUUUUCUCCAUUUGUGUUUUGCUUUGUUUUCAUGUGAGUGUUGUGGGGUGGGUGUAAUAAUUAAAACCUUUGUCUUUGAAACAAGCUUUUUCAUUAAAUGAAUACGUUGUACAAUUAAUAGAGGCUAGUUUAUAAAUUUCAGAAUCUUCAAGUUAUGUGCACUAAGUGGUCAAAUAGUUCAGGUGGGCAUAUGAGAAAAAUUGCUUGGAAUCUACUUUCCCAAUCAUUGUGCAUUUCCCAGAGUGGCUAAAAAUUGUUGGACAGAAUCUUCACUUUUAAGGAAAUGCAAAACUUGAAAUAAAGGUCAUUUUUGCU
Messenger RNA from Octodon degus (degu), 1421 nucleotides. RefSeq names its product vaccinia related kinase 1 (gene Vrk1). Gene Ontology annotation, molecular function: protein serine/threonine kinase activity; ATP binding. Gene Ontology annotation, cellular component: nucleus; cytoplasm. The transcript is spliced from 12 exons. The record is from RefSeq and is a predicted model, not a curated record. NCBI's taxonomy places the organism in Eukaryota, Metazoa, Chordata, Mammalia, Rodentia, Octodontidae. Gene Ontology annotation, biological process: signal transduction; peptidyl-serine phosphorylation. The coding region runs from base 1 to 1065 and encodes 354 amino acids.